Molecule: messenger RNA, 1716 nt
Organism: Coccomyxa subellipsoidea C-169
Lineage: Eukaryota; Viridiplantae; Chlorophyta; Trebouxiophyceae; Coccomyxaceae
Exons: 9
Coding region: 1-1716 (571 amino acids)
Biological process (GO): chloroplast fission; cell division
Cellular component (GO): chloroplast; cytoplasm; cell division site
Molecular function (GO): GTP binding; GTPase activity
Source: RefSeq, a predicted model, not a curated record
AUGUUGGGGCGUGGACCAGGUCUGGGCGCAAGAGGCAUUAGUGCCAUCAAGCAGCUGCUGAGGCACGGGGGAGUUGGGGGCCAUGAGGUCUGGUGCAUUGAUGCGGAUCGCACAUCCAUGGACAUGCCCACAGCCAACAUCCACAUACUGGAAACAGAUGGGAGUGGAAAGCCCAAGGCAGUGCUGAGUAACGAUGUUCUGAGGCGCAUCGUUGGAGAGGGUGCGCGAGACCGCGGAGGCAAGGGGAAUGCCAAUGUGGGCGAUGGAGGGGUCGCCUUUGUGCUCACCUCUGCCAGCGCUGCUCCAGGCAGCACAGACCUUAAACUGCUGGCUGAGACACAGCGUGCAAAGCAGGUGCUGCAACUGGUGGGGGAGCUGCGAGCAGCCGGCAUAUUCACGGUUGCAGCCGUCACCAGGCCCUUCAAUUUCGAGGGACCCCGCAAGAUCGAGGCGGCCGACCGCCUCAUAGGCUCCCUGAAGCCAUGCGCGCACCUCGUCGCAGAAGUGUUGGCGGGGGUGCGCACGGGGGCGGCUGGGUCGCCGAUGACGAUGGCGGACGCGACGCGGUUUGCGGACAAUGCUCUGGAGCACAUGGUGCGCACGCUGGGGGCCGCGCUGGCAGCGCCGCAGAUCCUGGAGUCCACGCAGGGCGCCCUGCGCUGGGACGGCCUUCAGUACGAGCGCCGCUACCGCCGCCUGCUCUCCCCGCCCCUGCACCGCCUGCUCACCCAGCCAGGCAUAGCAGCGCUUGGGCGUGGGGGUGCGGCGAUGCCGGCGCACAGCGCAGGGAGCAUGGGGCCAAAGGAGUCCCUGAUGCAGCUGGCCUCGGAGGCCGUGCGCGUGGCCGCCCAGUCACCCUUCCUCGAGAACGCCGUCGGCCGCGCGCGCGCCGUCCUCUGCUGCCUCUACCUGCCCCCUGUUGUGCAGCGCGCUGCAGGGGAGGCAAGUGGGAGCAGCAACGCUACCGAGGCGCACGCUGCACGCAUGGCGGUGCAGGCGGCGGCUGGAGCGCUGUCGCUGGCGUGCCCGUGCGAUAACAUCGUCAUGUGUGCGGUACCCGCCGGCGCCGUGGGCACCUCUCAGGAUGGCAGCCCAUCUGGGACCGUGGAGGUGCAGGCGUCACUGCUGGUCCUGCACGACCCCAAUGCACCCAGCAUCCCCUUGCCAAUGCAGACCGCUCCAGCCGCCUCUGCUCCCCGCAGGCCGCCCGCUCGCAUGCCCCCGCGCGACCACAAACUGCCAGCCAGCACCUGGACAGCCAUGUCCGCCCUCGCAGGUGGAACGGUGAGGAGUGUGCCGCCACCGCAGCCUCGCCAGGCGAGCAAAGGGAAGGGGCAGCAGAGGCGUGAGAGCGCGCCCGUCCCCGCGCAGCAGCAGCAGCCGGCAGAGGAGAGCGCUCAGGGGGAGCGCGUCACUGUCGGCGACUUCCUGGUUGACUCCCUGACCGCGCAGUCUCUGGACCUGCCACCGCAGGCCGCCAAGUGGCGGCAGCAGCAGCGGAUCGCGGCGGGCGGGGAGCGGCCGCGGGUGAUCAUCCGGGAGGCGGGAGCGGCCGGCGCGCUGGGUGCCGAGGAGGGCGCGCCGGAGGGGGGACCCCUGGAUGCGGCGCUACGCAGCCUGCUGCGCAUGCCGGCCGAGCGGGCGAUGGAUGCGCGCGAGCGAACCUCCGGCAUCCUCGAGCGCGACCGCGGCGAGCUCUGGGACGCCCCUGACUGA